This is a messenger RNA of Phodopus roborovskii (desert hamster), 7555 nucleotides long. RefSeq names its product SMAD family member 4 (gene Smad4). The transcript has 12 exons. Gene Ontology annotation, molecular function: DNA-binding transcription factor activity, RNA polymerase II-specific; I-SMAD binding; RNA polymerase II cis-regulatory region sequence-specific DNA binding. Lineage: Eukaryota; Metazoa; Chordata; Mammalia; Rodentia; Cricetidae. Gene Ontology annotation, cellular component: heteromeric SMAD protein complex. The record is from RefSeq and is a predicted model, not a curated record. Bases 221 to 1879 code for a protein of 552 amino acids. Gene Ontology annotation, biological process: transforming growth factor beta receptor signaling pathway; BMP signaling pathway; SMAD protein signal transduction.
GCGCGGCGCGGCGCGGCGGGGAGAGGGGGCGCCUGGGCCGGACGCCGCGGGCCGGACCCGGGAAGCGACGGCGCGGAGCGGUGCGGAGCCCAGAUUACCCUGUUCACCAGAUGUCGGGCAGCUCUUCUUGCAGCACUGGCCAUUGGUUUUCACUGCCUUCACAAGAUCAGAAUUACUCCAGAAACUGGAGAGUUUGAUUUAAAAGAACAAACUUGAACAAAUGGACAAUAUGUCUAUAACAAAUACACCGACAAGUAAUGACGCCUGUCUGAGCAUUGUACAUAGUUUGAUGUGUCAUAGACAAGGUGGAGAAAGCGAAACAUUUGCAAAAAGAGCAAUUGAAAGUUUGGUAAAGAAGCUGAAAGAGAAAAAAGAUGAAUUGGAUUCAUUAAUAACAGCUAUAACUACAAAUGGAGCUCAUCCUAGCAAAUGUGUCACCAUACAGAGAACACUGGAUGGACGGCUUCAGGUGGCUGGUCGGAAAGGGUUUCCUCAUGUCAUAUAUGCCCGUCUAUGGAGGUGGCCUGAUCUACACAAGAAUGAACUAAAACAUGUUAAAUAUUGCCAGUAUGCAUUUGACUUAAAAUGUGAUAGUGUCUGUGUGAAUCCAUAUCACUAUGAACGAGUUGUUUCACCUGGAAUUGAUCUCUCAGGAUUAACACUGCAGAGUAAUGCUCCACCAAGUAUGUUAGUGAAGGAUGAAUACGUUCAUGACUUUGAGGGACAGCCAUCCUUACCCACUGAAGGACAUUCAAUUCAGACCAUCCAACAUCCACCAAGUAAUCGUGCAUCAACGGAGACAUACAGCGCCCCAGCUCUGUUAGCCCCGUCUGAGUCUAAUGCUACCAGUACCACCAACUUCCCCAACAUUCCUGUGGCUUCCACAAGUCAGCCGGCCAGUAUUCUGGCAGGCAGCCAUAGUGAAGGACUGUUGCAGAUAGCUUCAGGGCCUCAGCCAGGACAGCAGCAGAACGGAUUUACUGGUCAGCCAGCUACUUACCAUCAUAACAGCACUACCACCUGGACUGGAAGUAGGACUGCACCAUACACACCUAAUUUGCCUCACCACCAAAACGGCCAUCUUCAGCACCACCCGCCUAUGCCGCCCCAUCCUGGACAUUACUGGCCAGUUCACAAUGAACUUGCAUUCCAGCCUCCCAUUUCCAAUCAUCCAGCUCCUGAGUAUUGGUGUUCCAUUGCUUACUUUGAAAUGGAUGUUCAGGUAGGAGAGACAUUUAAGGUUCCUUCAAGCUGCCCUAUUGUAACUGUGGAUGGAUAUGUGGAUCCCUCUGGAGGAGAUCGAUUUUGCUUGGGUCAACUCUCCAAUGUUCACAGGACAGAGGCUAUUGAGAGAGCAAGGUUGCACAUAGGCAAAGGUGUGCAGCUGGAAUGCAAAGGUGAAGGUGAUGUUUGGGUCAGGUGCCUUAGUGACCAUGCAGUCUUUGUGCAGAGUUACUACCUGGACAGAGAAGCUGGGCGAGCACCUGGCGAUGCUGUUCAUAAGAUCUACCCAAGUGCAUAUAUAAAGGUCUUUGAUUUGCGGCAGUGUCACCGGCAGAUGCAGCAGCAGGCAGCCACUGCACAAGCUGCAGCUGCUGCCCAGGCGGCAGCUGUGGCAGGAAAUAUCCCUGGUCCUGGAUCCGUAGGUGGAAUAGCUCCAGCAAUCAGUCUGUCUGCUGCUGCCGGCAUUGGUGUAGAUGACCUCCGUCGCUUGUGCAUACUCAGGAUGAGCUUUGUGAAAGGCUGGGGCCCGGAUUACCCAAGACAGAGCAUCAAGGAAACACCAUGCUGGAUCGAGAUCCACCUCCACCGUGCUCUCCAGCUCCUUGAUGAAGUGCUUCACACCAUGCCCAUUGCAGACCCACAACCUUUAGACUGAGAGCUCUCACCAUGGAUGCCCUAGCCAUUUUCAGGAUGGUGGACUAUGAAAUAUAAUCCUGUUUAUAAUCUGAAGAUCUAUUGCAUAUUUGUUCUGCUCUGUCUUUUCAUAAAGGGUUGAAAGAUGUGUUUGCUGCCUUGCUCUUAGCAGACAGAAACUGAAUUGAAACUUUUUUUUUCUAUUUUAGAACUUUUCAGGCAUGGCUCAGAGCUUGGAAGAUCAGGAAGAACCAUUUCUUACUAAAUCUUCACGGGUUGUUAUGUAUGAAGGAGUCAUCCAGUGCUGGGAACUCAGCCCCUUAGGUGUGUGUGAGCUACUUACACACAGAUGCUGUUGUGUUCCUUUGCAGAGCACACUCAGUGUUGCUGAUUUUAAGGCUGAGAAGUUCUCAAAGUUAGCUCACCUGUUACUUAGUGAGCAAGUUAUUGUUGAACACACUGUGUUCAAGUGCCACAUGGGUGAGUCAGUUUUACUGAAAGCAACUUCACUAUGUUUUAAAAGUCUUUUAUCAACCUUUUAUCCAGAAUGGUUUUUUGCAAGUUAAACAGUGAAGGUGAAUUAAAUUCAUACUGCCUUGCAGACUUCAGGGUUUUUUUCCCCAAGACAAAACACUAAUCUGUGUGCAUUAGUGACAAUUCCUUACAAUUAUCAGUCAAAGAAAUGCCAUUUAAAAUUACAUUUUUUAGCCCUAAUGGAUGACCAUUAUCAAGAUGUGUACUUUUGCCCUGUUAAACAGUAGAUGAAUUCUUUUAUAUUUCUAGGCAUAUGGUUGGCUAUUAAUAUAAAAAAAAAAAGCCUAGGGGGGCGGAUUUCUUUCCCUUAAUUCACAGGGAGAAGGUUUUGUAUUUAUAAAAACACUAAAGCAGUGUUGCUCUGCCUAACGCCUCACUGUUCUGCAAGAUGGCAGUGCUUCAACUAAAAUAAUGAAUAUUUUGGAAACUGCUGAAUUCUAUGUUAAAUACUGUGCAGAAUAAUGGAAACAUUGCAGUUCGUAAUAGGUAGUUUGGAUAUUUUUGUACUUGAUUUGAUGUGUGACUUUUUUUCAUAUACUGUUUAAAUCAUGUAUGUUUUGACAUUGUUUAAAAUUCAGUUUUUGUAUCUUGGGGCAAGACUGCAAACUUUUUUAUACCUUUUGGUUAUUCUAAGCCCUUUGUUUGACAUCAUCGAUCAGUCGGCAGUGACUUUGUAUAGAGACUUAAGUAGAAAAGUUGCAGAUGCGUUGACUGUACCACAGACACAACAUGUAUACUUUUUACCUAGUUAGUAGCGUAAAUAAAACUGAGUCUCAAUAUGCAAAGUUGAAUUCUAGGUUUGUUUUUAAAAUGCUUUCCUUUUGCACUUUUGAGUCCAAUCUCAGUGGCAAGACACCUUCUACUAAAUGACAGGCAACAGCCAGUUGGAUUGUACAGCUCUGGUUUUCCCCUCACACUCUACCAGGACUUUCCCAUGUACAUUAUGUAUCAUGUGUAGAGUUGGAUAUUUUUUGAACUUUUGUUUUACUGUAGCAAAAAAUAGACCUGGGAUGAAUAGUGUGAAUAAAAUCAAGAUCAUUGAGAUGCUUUUAUUCUUUGCUCUGAGAGUUCUGUGAAUUUUACAGUGCAGUAGGCAUUUGGGCUCCGGAAACCCUUGCCUAGCAGUCUUUGUGCUGAAGUAAUCAACAAGUCCCCGCAGCUUGCUUCAGAGGGUUCCAGAAGCCACUGAAUGCUGCUAUGAUAGGAGUGGAAAUCUCAGUCCAACUUACACACCUUGUCUUUUUAAAUAGCUUCUUUACCAGUUCUUAAAUACUUACAGAUACUUUUACUGUCUGUAGAAGUUUAAGGUAAAUUUUUUAAGGUGUUGUAUUGGCAGAAUUAUAAAAAGAUACCUUCUCUAGAAAUGUUUGUCUUUAGAUCCCUUUUACUAUGGAUGGGGAAUAGGUGUGACAGGGAAGAAGAGUUUUAGUAUAACAGACUUUUUGAAAUCCAGGUUAUCUGACUAGAACAUUGUCCAUGCAGUGGUACAACUUGAUGCUUCCUUUUCUACUUAUGGAAACAUUUCCAUGUUUAAUCAUCUUCAUUAAGUAUGUGGGAAGUAUUUGCUAAGAAGUAUCUGUUCAGAGCCAAGCCACCUGUCUUGGUUUUCUUACUAAGAGCCAUACAAUUUACUUGUAGUUAUUGAUAAUGUUUGUAAUUUGACUGUUCUAUGCCUUUAUAAACUGUGUUUCCUUUUGUUCUUUAGAAGUUGCCAUCUUUGAUGAGUAAGACUUUAGAAAACUUCCCUAAGCUUAAAAAAUUUGUGUCCAUUUGAGGAUAAAGUAGUUUCUGUAGUUCUCAGAGUCUGAUUGCAAUGUGGGUAUGGUUCUGGGUGGUGGUCUCUGAUUCAUAGCUUGAGUCUUCUAAGAUCGAAUUGGACUAGAAGCUGAGUGACAGAUGAGGUAGGCCCACCCAGUUUAAAACCCAUUCUACUUUCGUCUUGUGCCUUUCUGUGCAUGAUUAAAGGGAAUCCUUAAUGGUAUUGCCUUUAUUUGCUUGGAAGUAGAUUCUUUUGUGGGAUAGAGUUUACCUUAAUUGUUCUACUUUACUGCCCCUGCUAUACAAAGAUGAUGAUAAACCACUGCCAUGCACUUGCUUUCCACAAACACCAUCUUUUUGUAUUGUCCUAACCCAUUGUCCCUGUAAACAGUGCAGGUUCACAGAUAGGAUUAGCUGGCUUAGGGGCCAUGCCUGGAAAAUCCAGCAACAUAUGAUUGGCUAUGCUGUAUUUCAAAGUUAAAAAUCCAGUUUUGUGGGGAACAGCAGGGUUUAUAUUAGCAGCUUUGAAGGCAAAGUAAGCUCAGAGGUUUUACAGUAUGGAGAAGGGAAUCUUUCUGAAAUGCUUGUGAAGUAUCUGUAGAGGUUAAAUGUAUUUGCUCCUGGUCUGCUAGUAACUGUCACUCAGGUUUUUUGUUUGUUUUUUUUUUUUGUUUUGUUUUGUUUUUUUAAAAUUUGUUGUCCCAUUAAUUGAGACCUCUUAGAAGGAGCAGUUUUAUUUGGAGUUGGCCAGAGUUCUUUUUUGGUAGUUUCCCAUAGGUUGCUGUCUUCAUCAUUGUCAUUUUAUUUAAUGAUAAAGUAGUAAGGAUGUGGGUUAGAUUACUACAUGAAUCCUUUCAAGGAACAUUCUCAUAUGUGGGGCCUGGUAGAAACUAGCAGGUAUCACACACGCGCGCGCGCACACACACACACACACACGUGCACACAUGUGCACACAGACGAACUCAUCUGUUCAUAGUGAUCUGUACAUAGCCCCUGAAAUCCUCCUUUGCAUGGUCAUAAAGAAAGGCUGGCAGUCUCCUGCUCAAACCUUUGCCAUUUUUCCUUCUAAUAACAAGCAGUUUCUUCUCUUGUGAUAUGUUAAGAAGUGUGUAAAAAGCCAGUGGCCUUAUUCAUAGCAUGUCCUUGGCAGAGCCUCCGCCCUAGCACUUUCCAUGCGGCGAGAUGGUUUAUCUGGUGUUACUGAAGAAUGAAAGUUUUCAUCAUCUUGCCUUAUGAAGCAGUAAAACGUUUUUUAAAAAUUAGCCAUUUAUUGGUGGGAACUAUUAGGAAAUCAGAAUAUACUGGAUAUACUAUUUCUUUUUUUUUUUUUUUUUUUUUUUUUUCUUUCUCCUGUCUCUGUGGACACUGGGCCUCUGAGAUAGAAAGCACUAUGUAGCCUUUCUUAAAUGCCCAAGAUUGCUGUAGUUUUGAUGUUUUCAUUUUGAGUUUUCCUAAUCUUCCUUUUUGACAGCUACCAGUUCUUUAGUGGUUUGUUAGUGUGCCUCUUCUUAGUGUUUUCAAAUCCUUUGUUUCUAACUACUUAGUCGAGGGAACCACAUUAUUAGUGUUUACCCAGGACAUGGUCCUGUUAGGGUUGAAAAGGACUUUGGUAUGUUGCUAUUUAGCAUUGAUUUGAUUGCUUCUUGAUGAGUUUUACAUUGUUGUUGUGGAAAGAAUUAAGUCAUACUCAGAACCUCAUAGCCUCCAGUGUUUUUGAAAAGAUUGGUUUCCAUUUAAUUCACUCAGAAAAGCUGUACUGUUUUCUAGCGUCACCAAUAAACCACACACAACUUCUUUAGAAAACAUCCUUGUUUGUUUUGUGUCCUGGUGACCCUCACUCUGGCCACCUUCCUCUAUAGAUACUUCUUACCUAUAGGUGCCUUUAUGAGAAUUGAGAGUCUAAUACCGUGUCCCAAGGAGUAGCUAAUGUAAUGACUGAUGUUUUCAGGGAUUUUACCAUUGGACUGAAAUGAAUGGAUGAAGCUUUUUAUUGCUUUUGUAAUGUGGGAAGGAUUGAAGAGAAUUGUGGUGAAGACAAUCAUUUCUCUGUGUUCACAGUUUAAGAUUUUUUUUUCAGUAGGUUCAGAGUUCAUGAUCCUGUUCAACUGAAAACGUGUGGCUCUGGACUCAGAUGGUGGCACUUUUAUUCAUGAUUUAGUAUGUUCUUGGCAAGUCGUUUCCCUUCUUAGGCCUCAGCUGCCUCACCUGUGAAAUGAGGGGUUGGACUGUCCUGCCAGCUCAGGCUUCUAAGUGACCUUGCCCACCUUGUAGCAGUAUGGCAUUCGCUCUGUACCUGUGUUCUGCUGUUUGAGGGGGGUUCUUGCUUAUUUCUCUGUUACUCAGUGAGACUAGGCUUGAUCUUUCAUUAUCUGUUCUUCUGUGGACAAGUAGUUACAUAUGUCCUUACGACUUACUUUUAACCAAAGGCCUAGCACCACCUUAGGGGCUGCAGUAAGUACAGUGUAAAACAUAAACACCCGGGGUGGGGGGGCCUUCAUUUCAUUUUGCCAUCAUCUCUGUUGAGGCCUGUCUAAAGGCUCUUCUAAGUCAUGACAUUCUGACUCUGAAGUUGGUGUGUGUGUGACACUGUCCUCCUAAUAGAUUGAAACACUGUUGUUAAUGCCUAGUGAUAUUAGAGGUCCUUCCUUUGGAUCUUGAGUUGCUUAACUCUUCUCUGCUCAGAACAGGAAGGUUUUCAGAAUUCUAUCAAUAUUUUAAUUGAUGCUAUGGAAAACAGUAUCAGUGAAUGAUUCACUUUACUUUUGCCUCUUUUAUAUCCUUUUGAUUAGAUAACUUUUGGCUGGAUCAUUCCUUUCAGAGAGUUCUCUUCCAGCCUGCUUGGAUGAGUAUAACUGAGUUUGUUAUUUUUAAGGACCUGGGAACCUUUCUAGGGGGUGGGCUCGGGGGUGGGGGCUUGGGGAGUCCUGGUAGAGGCUGGCUCUGUGGUAGCUGGUGAAGAGGGAUGAAACCAGCUGCUCUUGCUAAGGCUGCUUGUCAUUGGUAGAAGGGCUCACAGGUUUGGAGUGGUUCAAAAACUAAACAUGGAGUUGGCAAACUUCCUCCAAAUGGAGGAUUUUUUUGUUCAAUGCAUCGGACAUGUGACUUAAGAGAAAAGCAUGGCUGCCUAGAGGGGAUAAAAACUGGUGUACUGCAGAAGUGGCUGCGGGGUUGGGGACAGAUUUGGUGGAGGUACUUCCAGCUCUCUGCUCCUCUGGGGUCACUCAGCUUGUGCUUUUAGGAAAAACCUGGUCAGCUGAAGCACCAGUUACUUCCUUUCUAUAUACUUUUGCCUGGUUGAAGUCUGUGGCUUAAAAAAAAAAAAAAAAAAAAAAAAAAAAAAAGUUGAAACUUUCUUGAGAACUCUGUAACAAAGUAUGUUUUUGAUUAAAAGAGAAAGCCAACUAAA